AUGCGAUCGGAUGUUCAAUGGAAGCCCUUGCCUGCCUUAAAUACCAAAUGGAUAACGCCAUCAUCCCUGUCAAGUCAUUCCAUGGUUUCAUUAUUAUACGAUAUUAAAGAUUGGAAACAUCAGCAAACAAUACCCCACAGCAUCAUGAUACCCUCUGCAAACAACACUACUACUACGAGUCGCUGGUCAUUAUUACAUCAACAGCAGCAACAACAACAACAGCAACAGCAGCCCAACACGUCAAUGGAUGAUGCAACAUUGGCAAGUCCCAUCUCCAUAAGCUACGAUUCAGAAAGCUAUAUUUCAUUAUCAGAUGACGAGGAAAGCGAUGAUGAAAUGUUAUUAUUACCACUAAGCAGCAGCUCCUCAUUAACUAAAUGUGACGAUAAUGGGUGUGGCGGUUCAUUACGUUUCUAUGGUCAACGACUUGGUGGAGCUGGUGCCAUCCAAAAAAGACGUACUAGCCGUAAUGCAAGGUUACAAGAAGCGCACCGGUUUGAAAUGUUGAAGCGUCGGUUAUGUGAGCUUGAGACACGUAAUCAACGUUUAAAGGUGAAAGAGAUGACGUUGGAAGAGCAAAGGGAUGCUGUAGCUGCCAAGGAAUACGAGGAUCGUCAACGUGUACUCCAGCUUGAAGAGCAACUUAAGGCUUUGAAGGAAUCAUUACUAACAUGCGCAUACACGGAUAAAUGA
Lichtheimia ornata is the source of this 693-nucleotide messenger RNA. RefSeq lists its product as uncharacterized. The coding region runs from base 1 to 693 and encodes 230 amino acids. Lineage: Eukaryota; Fungi; Mucoromycota; Mucoromycetes; Mucorales; Lichtheimiaceae. The record is from RefSeq and is a predicted model, not a curated record. The transcript is spliced from 2 exons.